Messenger RNA from Fonsecaea monophora, 465 nucleotides. RefSeq lists its product as hypothetical. Bases 1 to 465 code for a protein of 154 amino acids. The record is from RefSeq and is a predicted model, not a curated record. Lineage: Eukaryota; Fungi; Ascomycota; Eurotiomycetes; Chaetothyriales; Herpotrichiellaceae. The transcript has a single exon.
AUGAAAGUGAUGCACACCCAGGAGAUACUCGAGACCUUCGACCCCAUGUUUCCGCGAGAGGCCUCGUCCAUCUGGUUCUCCUGCACCGGUGCCAAAGAAGAAAGGGAGAUUGCAACUCCUCUCGACACGCGUGCGUUUAUAAACAGUGCAUAUACGAUGGACCUCGAUUCUCCAGAUUGGGUGAUGCCAACCAACACCGAGACUCCGAUCCAGGAGGCACAACCCCCUCCCUCCAACCGAAUAUCUCGAAUCGACCGUCAACUCUCACAACUCUACAGUCUCAUCCGGCGAGCGAGAUUUCAUCGAGUCAACAGUCUACCAAACGUUUACGCAGACAAUCUCCGCCUCAGAAUAAGCGCCGCUUGUGUUCCUGCUGCACUCAAAGGGAACACUGACGGACGAGAGUUCUGGCCGCCACCGGCCCCAUUGUAUAGUGAGUCCCCCUGGGUCGACAAUAUACAAUGA